CCCCAUUAAAAAACUACCAACAACCUGGUAAAAAAACAUAAACAAAACAUGAGCAAAACAUCAAACAAGAUGUGUUCAUCUCAAACCAUCCCAUCUGCAUCUUCACAUGUUUCAUCACAUAAAUACCAUUAGAUCUGUUGGAUUUCUCGGACUCACCACAAUCACCAUCUUUCUCGUAUCAAUUUCGAUGGAUAUUCAAGACCCAGAAAGCAAGAAAUAUGUUUAUUCAGUGUGGGCCCUUCCAGACCAAGAUGUGAUUCCUAGGUUGAAGAAGCUGAUGGGUGGUCUUAGAUCAGAGUUUGGUGGGCCAGAGUUUGAGCCUCAUGUCACUGCUGUGGGAGCUAUUAGCUUGACUGAGAGUGAGGCAAGUCACAAGUUUGGUAAUGCUUGUCAAGGCUUGAAAGCUUAUAAUGCUAGUGUUGACAAAGUGGAGUCUGGGACUUUUUUUUAUCAGUGUGUGUUUCUUUUGCUUCGUGCAACCCCUGAGGUCGUGGAGCCUAGUGCGCAUUGCAGCAGUCAUUUUGGUUACAAGAGUUCCACACCUUACAUGCCGCAUCUGAGCUUGUUAUAUGCUGAUUUAACGGAGGAAGAGAAGAAAAGGGCCCAAGAGAGAGCCAACGCUCUUGAUGAAGGCAUUGGCAGUCUGACUUUCCAGAUAACUCGCCUGGCACUGUACAAAACGGACACUGAAGAUAAAAGCCUCAAAUCCUGGGAGAAGGUUGCGGAAUGCAAACUCCCAUCAAACUAGUUAUGCACUAUUCUACUUUGUAACAAAACAGUAUAGUUGUUUCUUUAUAAACAGGCUCUACACUAAAGCUUAAUUGCAGUUCUUGAUGUCUAAUAUUUGCUAAACCCUUUCUUCAUGCAAUGUACUGACUCAUGGAAGCUUUUAUACA
Messenger RNA from Daucus carota subsp. sativus, 896 nucleotides. Its product is annotated as cyclic phosphodiesterase. Gene Ontology annotation, molecular function: 2',3'-cyclic-nucleotide 3'-phosphodiesterase activity. NCBI's taxonomy places the organism in Eukaryota, Viridiplantae, Streptophyta, Magnoliopsida, Apiales, Apiaceae. The transcript has 3 exons. The coding region runs from base 107 to 748 and encodes 213 amino acids. Gene Ontology annotation, biological process: cyclic nucleotide metabolic process. The record is from RefSeq and is a predicted model, not a curated record.